UGGUCAAUCAUCAGUUCACUACUGUAGCUUCACAGUUCAAGUUAACCAAAUCACAAAAAAAAAAACACAACAACUCAAAAUGAAAUCUUUCGUUUGCAUUGCUAUCUUCGCCGCCAUCUUCAGCGUUGCAUUGGCCGGUCCAACCAGCAAUGCCGGUUCUGCCGCCGCGGCUGCCGAGCAAGAUGCUAAGGCUGAACAAAACGCACAAGCUGUGAACCUACAAUCCGCCUACGAUUUGACACGUUUCCGUAAAUCGGCUUAUGGUGGCGGUGCCGGUGCUAGCAUUCCUGCUCCACCAUGCCCCAAGAACUAUCUCUUCAGCUGUCAACCCAAUUUGGCACCAGUCGCUUGCGCCGCUCCCGCUCCAGCACCAGCAUAUGGUUCAGCCGGUGCCUACUCAGCACCCGUCCCAACUUAUGUCUACUAAGUUGCGAAAGAUCCAGUAGAAAUGGCAAAAGACAAUGGAAGACAAAUACCUGGCUGAUGAGUGGAGUAAAUUGAUAAAAAAAAUAAAAAUAAAAA
Ceratitis capitata (Mediterranean fruit fly) is the source of this 522-nucleotide messenger RNA. RefSeq names its product vitelline membrane protein Vm26Aa. The coding region runs from base 80 to 427 and encodes 115 amino acids. The record is from RefSeq and is a predicted model, not a curated record. The transcript has a single exon. NCBI's taxonomy places the organism in Eukaryota, Metazoa, Arthropoda, Insecta, Diptera, Tephritidae.